AUCAAGGGAGGCAGUUUAGUAACAACUGAAUCGUAAAGUGGACGUGCUGUUUUAGUUUAUUUGCUAUUGUUCUAUUUGUAUAUAACUUAACCGUGACGGAUUUGUGAUGAGUGUCACUAAAUUAACAUGGCUGCUAUUAGAGUUUCCAUUUAAACUGACCUUAAGAAAGUUCGUUAGAGUGGCCAGUUAAACGUCAGUGGAAAUCUUUAUAUCUACAUAAGGCGAAGUGACAUCAAUAGGUGCGAUAGAAGUGAACAUAACGAGUGAAUGGAAACCAGAACUCGGAUGGAAGGUGAUGUGUAACUGGCAAACAUUGGACAACGACACAUUACAGUCUGUCAGGUUAUAUAACAAUGGACAACAGUUCAUGAUUUAUAGACCAGAGAAACAUGGACAUACUCGUAAUGAGAUAUUUAACACACCCGAAAAGAAAAUAAACGUUAAUUGCGCCUUAACAAGAGACCGAGGGCAAGAAGGUUUUUGUAAUCUGUUGUUAGAGCCGUAUCAACCUCCGAUAAGUGACUUUACUUAUUCUUGCGAAGUGUCUGGUGAGAGACCAAUGUUCCGUAUCGGCAAGAAAGAUUUCGCUGUCAAGAUCCUCGUACCACCUUCGGACGCCGAGGUUGUGAGCCACGUGCAUGAUGAAUCAUUGCCUAGUCGCGUGAUGUUGAACUGUUCUUCCACGGGUCUACCCGCUCCGAAUUUGCAAUGGACAGUUGAUAAUGAUAAGUUACAAGCAGAUUUCACGGGCAGAAUCUGGAACGCGACCUCUAAGCUGUGGAAAGUGUGGUCCUAUCUCUCGUACACGCGAAUAGAUGACUCCAAGGUUCUGUGUAGACCUGAGAUCAUUUAUAACGGUGAUAUCUUCAGUGGAAAACCGGCCGAGUUUAACUCCGCUAGCCGACUACUUGGUACAUCGGUUCUCUCACUGAGCGUUUUAUUUCUUGUGACAUUUAUAAGAUAGUGAGGUGAAAUUUAAAUGACAUUUACUUAAAUGAAACAAAAACAGAGAUGUAUCGUUUUACUUCCACAAUAAUAUCGUUGACUUAACAAUCUUUAGGAUUAUGUUACACUGGAACGAAGAGCACAGAUUAUAAAAAAAAGUGUCUUAUAAAUAAACCCGUAUUCACACUUGGCAUGUACUAAGAUCGAAAUUUAUAUUACUAUAUGUUAUACUGUGAAUCUGUUCAGGAUUAACUAUGGACAUAUAUAAACACACUGUAUAUUAAGUAUUUACAUAUAAUUAAAAAUAGUAGUGUAACAGCUGAGUGGAAACAACCAUAGAACUUUAAUUGUAAGUAAGAUUUACGUAUGUUCAUUUGAUUAUAUAGAUAUUAUGGUUAGUGGAAUUAAAAUCGAUCGACAGAUUAUGAUGAAAUAAGACUCGAAUAUAGAUAGAUAGAUGGAAUGCUCGUCCGUCGAUUGCUUUUAAAUUCACUACAAUACGUAACCACAGAUAAUUAAACUUACAUGAUUAUAUAUCAACAGCAUUCGAAUAUAUUUGGCAUCAGAUAUUGAAUUACUAGAUUUAUAUAUAUAUAUAUUUGUAUUUAAUAUUAUCUAGAAUAGACAACUUAAUAGACAUCUUUAUGAACGUACAUAGUUUUUGUUGUAAAUAAAAUUUCAAUUAAACUUUUUAUAUAAUUAAGAAUAAAACUAAGUCAAGCUCAAUAUAACUCGAGAUACAUUUGACUAGAUGUGCUAUAGUAUUAUAUAUAUUUUCAAUGAGUAACUACCCUCAUUAUGAGAAAACACGAAAACCAUAAGGUUAUAUAAGAAUCAUUCUAUCAACAAAAAUACUAUAUGUUACGAGUUAAAAAUUUGUGCGUGUUUAUCAUUGUAAACAAUGACACAUUCAAGCGAGACGAUACGGACUUAAAGUCCAAGAAAUAUACAAAGAAAAAAAAGGCCAUUGGUUUAAAUCGACCUCAUAACUAUUAAUAUUUUUUUUAUUCUCAAUUAAACACGACCGUUUGUUUAACGGAUAGUUUUUUGUUAACGUACGGACCAAAUUUGACUACAGAAUCGAACAUUCAAUCUCCACAUUAUCACAGUUCACUUCCCUUUCCUUCCAUACAACAAUCUUGCUAUAUUUGUAUAGAAAAAUCGUCGAUAGAAUCCGAACGAUCCUAAUCAGUCCACAUUAAUGAGAUCUAAGACUUUCGCGAGUUGUAUUCAUUUAACUGAAACUAGUAUAUUUUCGGAUAUUCGGAUAUACCUACUACGUGUGCUUUAUUUUUGUAAAAAAACUACAUACUGCAUACUCCCGACGUUUCGGUUACUUUUCAGCGACCGUGAUCACGGGCAGACGAGAUGUCCACAUUAAGGUUAAACUCAAAGUGUCGAGACGAGAAUAUUAUAAAGAUAAAUUAUUAACUAGAUCCGAAAUAACGUGCGUUUUCACUGUCACAGUGACAUUGUAUGGAACUGUGUGAAUAAAAAUAUAUUAAAUUAAUACAUAACACACAGAUAUUACACCAAUACAUCAAGAAACCAGCCGGGUGGUAUGUACAUAUAUAUAGUUUUAUCAUAUCACAUCACAACAUACGCGGGACGUGACGCGCUCUUUAAAGGUAACAUUUUGACCAUUUUACGAGUACCUCUGUUGAUUCUAAAUUCAAAUAUUAUCUUAGUCAUUGACUAUAAUAAAUUUUUCAGUAAAUAAUUUUAAAAUAGGUUAGUAUCGACGAAGGUGUUUUAUUUUCAGCCGCUUAACUAAAAACUAAUUUUCAAAGAAAAUUUUCUACUAAAUUUAUAUUUUCCUAUACAACCAAGUUGUUUUGUUAUUUUUAUGUUUUUUGUUAACGCUUCAGCUAAAUUAAAUUUAAUUAAAUAUAUGAUUUAAAUAAUUGAAUUUAUGUAAAAAUAGAUAUAAAUUUAAAAUUAAAUAUCGAUUAAGACGAAUAAAAAUAUUCCAUGAAA
Molecule: messenger RNA, 2922 nt
Organism: Danaus plexippus (monarch butterfly)
Lineage: Eukaryota; Metazoa; Arthropoda; Insecta; Lepidoptera; Nymphalidae
Exons: 7
Coding region: 296-964 (222 amino acids)
Source: RefSeq, a predicted model, not a curated record